AUGACCGUCAGUAGCCACUGCUGGGUCAGCGGACUUCUUAUUUUGCUGUCGGUGCUUCAGGUUGUGCACGCAUCGUGGUGGUACCUCGGUGUGGCCAGUUCGUACCAAAUCCUCGCAGACGAGGUGCGUCACAAACCGGACGUUGCUUGCUCCAAUCUACAAUUCUUACAGCCGCACCAGAGGGAGAUCUGUAGCCACGACUUCAAACUGCUGGAUGUCAUUCGUAAGGGCGCUUCUAUGGGGAUUGAGGAGUGCCAGUUUCAGUUCCAAGACAGAAGAUGGAAUUGUACCACAUACAAUAACACCAGCGUUUUUGGACCUGUAUUACAUAUCA
Molecule: messenger RNA, 334 nt
Organism: Candidula unifasciata
Lineage: Eukaryota; Metazoa; Mollusca; Gastropoda; Stylommatophora; Geomitridae
Source: the annotation of a GenBank genome assembly